AUGGCGCAGGCCUCAAAAUGGCAUCCGUUGCCGAAAUUUCCAAAUCUUCCUGCUCUCAUGAUCUCUCUGCAGUCUGCUUCUUCAUCGUACACACUUCACGUUACCGAUCUCGCCAAUGUGUGGGUAGAAAGCCUUGACCGAAAAGGUAUAAUAUUGCGAAGCCUGCAAGAGAACACAAGCAUAGAUUUGAGUGACGGCGAUCCUAAUCAGUGGACCGUCUUUUUCUCUAAGCUUGACGCAGCCUUCGACCCUACGUCACCAGAUCACCAUACGACCAGCCUGAGCAUAUCCGCCUCGACGGCAGGUACUACCUCUGGAGGUGGUCUGGCUCUUCACGUCACAUGCGUGUUACCCGAGCCGCUCAAGCCGCUCAAAUGGCCUGUCUACUUGACAAAAUGUCCACCUGUUGGCCUCGCCUCAGAGCUCGUCUUACCUCUCAUCCAAGCCCACCGUGUACGUACGUUGGAGGUCCAGGAUCUCAUAAUGAGGCUUAAGGAAAAAGACGCUGUCAUCACAAAGCUUGUUGACAAGCUAGAAGCCAACAAGGUCGGCUUAGAGUAUGUCUUUAAUUCUCUAUCCACUAAGCGUAAGCCUUCCCGUGCGGUUGCCGAGGAGAAGGUCAAAGGCCUGGCAGCUUUUAAUGCAUCUGAAUGGAAGUCGAGUAUCACUUCGAGCCAGGAGCCUCCCCAGGACCUGUCGUCACUGAUUCACGAGGUUUUUGCGGAGACAGGGUUGCAUAAUAGUGUAAAUGCAGAGAUCUUUGCCUCCAGUCAGCUUAAUGACUGGUGGACGAAGCUGGGUUCGGGCUCAACUACCGCUAUCAAAACCCGGAAGGAAACCAUUAGGCAGUCACGAGAGACCCCUCCUCUAGAUGCUAAGACAAGUAGGGAGAGGGAUGAUGACGACUUUCAAGUGCAGGCCACUCCCCCCCAUCUACAGUCAAUUAGGCGAAAAUAUGAUUACUCCAGAGCCGCUGGUGAUACUACAGAUGACGACAAUAGCCCUGUAGAGAUUCCCGAUAGCCAUCCCACUGUGGCGCAAGACAAGCCUCGUUCCCGAAUCGGUGCAGUUGGCGGCAAGAAGUCUGGCAAAGACAACUCACCUAGCCAAUCUUCUCGCACUGUCCCUAUUGAUGAUGACGAGACCCCAUCAGAGUCUGACACAGAACCGGUGCUACCAGAACCCCAAAGACGGCAAAAUACCCGGCUGGGGACCAUUGGGAAAUCCAGAGAGCCAUCGUCUCCAGCAAAGUCCUCAUCUCCUGUACCACCACCACCACCACCCAAGGACGGAGAUGAAACGGCAUCUGGCUCGGAUUCCGAGGAUGACGCCGGACCAUCCAAAGCCCCGUCUCGUUCACCUAUCCCAACUGGGAGGAAGAGUGUUGGACUGGGGCGAAUAGGCGGUAAGCCUAAGGCUCGAGUGACACCAGAGCCGUCUGAGGAACCGAAUGUAACAUCCCCCGGGAUAAGGAGCCCUCAAGCCACUACAAGCCCGGCAAGGCCCGCGAGUCGAAAGAUUGGGACCAUCGGGACGAAAUUUGAUGCAGAUAGCAAGAGACACCGCCCGUCAUCGCCUGUCACAGCACCAGAGCCCGAAACGGAAGAGCAGAGGACAGAGCGCAGGCGGGCGGAAUUAGCGAAAGAGCUUGAACGUAAGGCAGCUGCACCGACCAAGAAGAAGAGGAGGUUUUGA
Molecule: messenger RNA, 1695 nt
Organism: Daldinia childiae
Lineage: Eukaryota; Fungi; Ascomycota; Sordariomycetes; Xylariales; Hypoxylaceae
Product: putative c6 zinc finger domain-containing protein
Exons: 1
Coding region: 1-1695 (564 amino acids)
Biological process (GO): double-strand break repair via nonhomologous end joining
Cellular component (GO): nucleus; DNA ligase IV complex
Molecular function (GO): DNA end binding
Source: RefSeq, a predicted model, not a curated record